This is a messenger RNA of Fonsecaea erecta, 237 nucleotides long. RefSeq lists its product as hypothetical. The transcript is spliced from 3 exons. Bases 1 to 237 code for a protein of 78 amino acids. NCBI's taxonomy places the organism in Eukaryota, Fungi, Ascomycota, Eurotiomycetes, Chaetothyriales, Herpotrichiellaceae. The record is from RefSeq and is a predicted model, not a curated record.
AUGGCUCAGGCCGAAGGGACCCAUCGUUCUGGCAAGAUCUUCAACGACCGGGUGAUCGCACUGAUCCGGUUCACGCUCUUAGGGCUCUGCGGGACAGACCCGAUUUUGUUGACGCAUAUCAACUUCACGCAAAGCUAUACUCUUGACAAGAGACGGAUGCUAGCAGAGGAGGCGAAAGCCAUUGAUGAAACCAACCCCAACUACACCUCCACAGACGACCCAAACUCCAGACUAUAA